Hyla sarda is the source of this 4219-nucleotide messenger RNA. RefSeq names its product IKAROS family zinc finger 1 (gene IKZF1). Bases 1534 to 3396 code for a protein of 620 amino acids. The transcript has 9 exons. Gene Ontology annotation, biological process: regulation of transcription by RNA polymerase II. The record is from RefSeq and is a predicted model, not a curated record. NCBI's taxonomy places the organism in Eukaryota, Metazoa, Chordata, Amphibia, Anura, Hylidae. Gene Ontology annotation, molecular function: DNA-binding transcription factor activity; RNA polymerase II cis-regulatory region sequence-specific DNA binding.
UGAAAUUGGAGGAAGAUAAAACAUCUGGCACCACUAGCAAUGAAUCACUCCUAUGUUAUGCAGUAAUGAUGAACAGCAUCAAGCUCGUGGAAAGCAAGUGAAAUAGGAAUGGCGAAAUCUUCUGGAAGCAAAAGUAUAGAGAAAUGUUGCAAUGAAUGUCCUGUUUUAGGAAAUCCCUUUACUAGGUGUCAUGUUUCUGAAUUGCUACAGGUCACCAACACAUCCUCCAUUUGUAUGCCAGUAAAUGUGAGUGCAAAAACUGUUAAUUUUUUUUGUUCACUGCAGUUAUUGUUCCUUGCAGAAUACCCCAUAUUUUGCAUCCUAGACACAUGAAAUGACCAGAUGUCCCACCUUGUUCUGUGACAAAUUAUUUCAGAUAUUGGUGGUGCCAAAUUCAGGUGUAAAUUAUAAUAAAUGUGGAAUGUGAGAAGACCAUGCCUCCUCCACAUUAAGCAUGUAUACCCUUCUGCCCCCUUGGUGUGCGCAGUGCAUACUGGCAAAAGUCACCAGUGGUUUGUACAACAUUUUUGCAGCUUUUGGUGUGCACAUUGAUAAAUUGCUCUCUAUGGAUUUAUUUAUUUGUGGAUUUUUGGGCUUAAAGAACACUCCUAUAAAUCCUAGGCUUUUUUGUGCUUAUUGCUUUUUUAGGCUAUGCUCAUGCUAUCUUUUAGCCCUUUUUCUCUUCACACACAUUUUUCAGCAGUUUUUAUUCCUUUUGCAGCUGUUUAGAGCUCCCAAAUAGUGUGUAAACAUAGCAUAAUUCAGGUUUUGUGCCAUUUUCUUACAAAAUUUACUGGCGCUUUAUUGGUUGCUUUUGUUCUAUGGUGUUCUUUCCCAUUUCAGAUUAUAUGAAUUAUGGAUUCCUUUUCAUGCAAUGCACCAGAAAUACCCAACUUUCAAAAAACAAUGGAGGUCUAUGGGAGAAAUCUGUACACUGCAUUUUCAAAGAAAAAAAACCCCACUGACCAUCAAAUAAAGACUGUUUGUAAGGCAUGUUCCAUUUCCCUAUUGACUUCCACCUAUCAUCUGGCUGCAGUGUAUUUAGGCUAUUGACUGCUGGUAAAAAAUGAAAACUACACAAAAUGUGGAAACCUCUACGUUUGACAGAAAACUAGGAACAGAAUAGUGUGGUGAACAUUGCAGACAUUGGAGAAAUGGUGGCCCAGAAUCAGGAUAUAGUGGUUCAGCUUCCACCGUCUUCAAGUGACACACGCAGCUCUGUCACAGGAAAUGUGUCUGUGGGCUAAGGCUCAUUUUCUGAGUUGCGCGCCAUUCGGGAACUUUCUAGAAGUCGUUUCUAAAUUGUUCUGUUCAUAGUUACACGGUGCAAAGUUUCCAUCAUACACCUGAGGAAAAAUGGGGAAGGGGAAUAUAUUUCGGUAUGUGUGCCAGUUGUAUAUGUCUAGUAUAUAGAACUAUCUUCCCUCUCGGAAUCCAUGCUGUGUGUGGAGAUGUGACAGGUGCAGAGGACAUAGUUGUGCGGCCACCAGCAGCACAGGCGUCAGUCAGGUAACAAGUCAGGAUAGCGGCGCCAUGUCCAGCGCUCCCCCCGGGAGGGAGGUGUGUUCUUCUCUGACGAGCGCAGCAUCAGUCUCCGCUGAGCCCGGCGGGUCGCCUAUUAAAUGGAGGUGGCGGGCACAGACAGAUCAUUGCAGGACAUGCCACGGUACACACCAGGCGGCUGUCAUGUUGCACUGGAAUGAGGAAGUGGAGUGGAGAGGGGUGGGACUGAGACCUGAGCUUCAUCCUGCGGCGCCUCUCAGAGCAGCACAUGGAGCAGCUGCAGGGGACUGGGAGAGCUGUCUACAGCCAACCCACGGCAGAGCAGAUUAUCAGAGAAACAUGGAAACAGAUGAGGCGCAGGAUAUGACUCAAAUGUCAGGAAAUCAAAGUCCUGCAUUAAGUGAAGGUUUGGAAGAUAAUGAUGAACCCAUGCCUAUGCCUGAGGAUCUUUCAACCAAUGCAGCGUCACAACAGGCUGCCAAGACUGAGAAAUCUAUUGCCGGCAAUAUAAAGGUAGAGACCCACAGUGAUGAGGAGAAUGGUCGUGCCUGUGAAAUGAAUGGAGAAGAAUGUGCUGAAGAUUUACGAAUGAUUGAUGGUGUCGGGGAGAAAAUGAAUGGCUCACUGAACGGACAAGGCACCAAAGCCUUAACAGGAGUUGGAGGUAUUCGACUUCCUAACGGAAAACUAAAAUGUGAUAUCUGUGGGAUAAUAUGCAUCGGCCCCAAUGUGCUCAUGGUACACAAAAGAAGCCACACUGGAGAGCGGCCAUUUCAAUGCAACCAAUGUGGUGCUUCAUUUACCCAGAAAGGCAAUCUCCUUCGCCAUAUCAAAUUACACUCUGGUGAAAAGCCCUUUAAGUGUCACUUGUGUAACUAUGCAUGCAGACGAAGAGAUGCACUCACUGGUCAUCUCAGAACACACUCUGUGGGUAAACCACACAAGUGUGGCUAUUGCGGCCGCAGUUACAAACAACGAAGCUCUUUGGAAGAACAUAAAGAACGGUGUCAUAACUACUUGCAAAGUAUGGGCCUGCAGAAUAACAUUUACUCAGCAAUAAAAGAAGAGAGCAAUCAUACUGACAUGGCAGAAGAUCUCUCUAAGCUUGGGUCUGAAAGAUCUCUUGUUUUGGACAGACUUGCAAGUAAUGUUGCCAAACGUAAGAGCUGUAUGCCUCAGAAAUUUGUUGGUGAGAAACGUCUGUCAGACCUACCAUAUGAUGCAAACAGCAAUUUUGAAAAAGAAAAUGAAAUUAUGCAGACACAUGUUAUGGAUCAGGCCAUCAAUAAUGCAAUUACAUAUUUAGGAGCAGAAUCCUUACGUCCACUAGUUCAGACACCACCAGGUGGCCCUGAAGUGGUUCCAGCUAUUAACACAAUGUAUUCUCUGCAUAAACCCCAUCCUGAUGUUGCAUCUCACACAAACCAGGCAGCCCAUGAAAGUGCAGUUGAAAACCUGCUGUUACUUUCCCAGGUUAAAUCCAUUUCUUCUGAGAAAGAAGUUUCCCCAAGUAAUAGCUGUCAAGAUUCCACAGACACUGAAAGCAACAAUGAAGAAAGGGGAGGACUUAUAUAUCUGACCAGUCACAUAGCACCGCAUACCAGAAAUGGGCUGUCUGUAAAAGAAAAUAAGCCAUUUGAUGUGUAUAGAGCUGCCAAUGACAAUUCUCAAGAUGCUUUCAAAGUUAUCAGUGGUAGCGGGGAAGCAGUAAAAGUCCACAAGUGUGAGCACUGUCGAGUCCUCUUCUUGGAUCAUGUGAUGUACACCAUCCACAUGGGCUGUCAUGGUUUUCGUGAUCCAUUUGAGUGCAACAUGUGUGGUUACCAGAGCCAAGAUAGAUAUGAGUUUUCAUCACAUAUUACCCGAGGUGAACAUCGUUUCAACAUGGGUUGAGACAACAUCAACUAUGCCUUGAUUAUCAUGUUCCACACAAAAAAAGCACAAUUGUUUUGCAAGAGGAACAUUUCAUGAAACAUCUAUGAAUACAACAUUGCAUACCCCUUACUACAGAAAACAAUUGAACUACUUUUUCUCAAGACAGCAUGCAUUUUUUACAAGCUUUUUAUUGUUACUGUAACAUGGUGCCUCAUUUUUGAGCAUUAUGUAUUUGAAGAUAUUUUGAAAAGUCUUUGUAUUAAGAAAUGUAGAACUUACAUCACUGUUUAUAGCUAGCAUAUGUCCACUGUACACAUCUCUAAUUAUAUAUAUAGGCAUUUCUAUGCAGAAUAAAGAGUUCUUAUAAAUUAUUAUUAUUUUUUGCAAAUGUUACAUGAAUUCGUGAAGUAUAUAAUUCAUGUCAAGCUUUAUGCUGUAGCAUACAGGCACAAGAGUUGUUCAAGGGAAUAGUUUUUAUGUUCAUUUUUAGUUCAUCGUUACAGAACUUAAUAAAUAUUUAAGGUAAAUACUAUACAUUACAGUAUAUACAGUAUAUCGCCAUAAAUAUAAUGUUAUUGAUAAAUGCAUUUCUUUACAAAACUGACAGUAGCAUACUACAUAAUUGUAUAAUAUGGGCUUAUUUAUAGGUUCUGGUAUAAACAUUAUUUUUGAGGGGCGUUAUUCUCAUUUUGUAUGCUUCUAAAAUUCUGCAGUAGAGUGUUUUAACUACAUUUCUGUACAUACUCACGAACAAUCCUACCAUUGUAUAGAGCUUGAAGAGCUAGACUAUUCAUAGUAGUCUUUUUUGUACAGUCAUGGCCGUAAAUGUUGGCACCCCUGA